Molecule: messenger RNA, 1661 nt
Organism: Nanorana parkeri
Lineage: Eukaryota; Metazoa; Chordata; Amphibia; Anura; Dicroglossidae
Gene: PTX3
Product: pentraxin 3
Exons: 3
Coding region: 155-1366 (403 amino acids)
Biological process (GO): innate immune response
Molecular function (GO): complement component C1q complex binding
Source: RefSeq, a predicted model, not a curated record
UCUGAUUCACCUGGCUUUCUCAUAGCAUUUAUUAAGGGGCUUCCUCCUCAGUCCUAACAGAGUCACACUCUGCUUUGCUUUAGAGCACAUCACCACUACAAAAGGCAGCAACUGCAGUAUUUCAGAGCUCUUCACUGUUAACUUCAGGAAGAUCAUGAUGCCACUACAGAUAAUAAUUUGUGCAAUUUUAUGUCUGUCUUCUGCUCUGACUAUUGCUGUAGAUGUUCAAGAGCUGGAUAAUCAGAUACUGGUGACUGGAGAAGUUACCUUACCAGAUUGCAAGCUAAAAGAAUAUACGAGGUGGGAUAAGCUGAUGACAAUGCUGGAAAACUCUCACAUGAGACAGAAUAUGCUGCUUCAGGAAUUUGAAGAAGUUAAGGUGGCACUACAGACUGUGAAAGAAGACCUUUGGCAGAUGAACACAACAGGAUCAUGUAGUGACUGCCUUAAGAGCAUUACAACAGAUUUUUCAAGCCUGCUGGACUCCAAGUGUCAUCCUGAUAACACUGUGAAUAAAAAUGCGGAAAAAUCAAUUGCUCUAAAUCUGGACAUAGCAGACAGACUUGAAGGCAUUGAAAAUCUCUUGAAGAAAAGAGAAGACGCAGAACAGGAUAAACCAGAAUGCCCAGACAUACUAAAAAAUUCAGCUUUGGUAGACAAAUUAGAUCUACUCUAUGGAGAUUUCCAGAAUAUGCAGGACUGGAUCCACCAACGCAGAUUACCUUCAGCAUUUGUUUGUUCUCUUCUUUUUCCAGGUUGUGACACGGCAAUACUGUUUCCAAUGAGAUCACCAAAAAUUUACGCAAGCGUGCACCCAGCAGAUAUGUCCCUCCGGGCCUUUACGUUUUGUGUGUGGACUAAAGUGACAGAAGCUUUGGAAAAAACUAUCGUCAUAUCCUAUGGCACCAAACGCAACCCUUAUGAAAUCCAGUUGUAUUUCAACCGAGAUUCCCCUGUCCUGGUUGUGGGUGGCGAUGAGAACAAGAUAACUGCAAACAAUACACUCGUACUAGGAGAGUGGUCACAUGUGUGUGGUACAUGGAAAUCUGAAGAUGGCGAAACAACAUUAUGGGUCAAUGGAGAAAAGAGAAUGGUCACUUAUGAAGUGGCUCAGGGUCACCUCAUCCCUGGCAGGGGCAUAUUACAGCUUGGUCAAGAGAAAAAUGGCUGCUGUGUUGGAGGAGGUUUUGAUGAAUCAUUAUCAUUUUCUGGAAAGAUCACAGCCUUUAACCUGUGGGAUGCUGUCCUCAGUGACAAAGCCAUUUUAAACACCACAGGAGAAUCUGGCUGUAAAAUGCGGGGGAAUGUUGUUGGAUGGGGCACAACAGAAAUUCAACCGCAUGGGGGAGCUCAGUAUAUUGAUUAGCACUGCUAGCUAAAAAAAACACAUGCUAAGAUAUAAAUUAAAGGUGAAUUCCAAUGAAAACUUUUAUGUAAAGAGGAAGAUAAGAGUAAGAACUGAUAGUAAUGAAAGUCCCAUCUGGUAAAGUUCCUGUCUCUAACACACUGAGGAUGAUUCAAUAGAAAUGCAGUAAAGAAAAUGAGAAGACAAUUGUAGGUUUUGCCAAUAGCAACCAAUUGCAUUUACCUUAAAUGUAUGAACAAAACAACAAGCAUGUGAAUCAGUUACUAUAGGCAACAACUCCACAUGUGUUCUCAUU